Messenger RNA from Ochlerotatus camptorhynchus, 1933 nucleotides. Its product is annotated as melatonin receptor type 1B-A-like. Gene Ontology annotation, cellular component: plasma membrane. The transcript is spliced from 3 exons. The record is from RefSeq and is a predicted model, not a curated record. Gene Ontology annotation, molecular function: G protein-coupled photoreceptor activity. NCBI's taxonomy places the organism in Eukaryota, Metazoa, Arthropoda, Insecta, Diptera, Culicidae. The coding region runs from base 333 to 1622 and encodes 429 amino acids. Gene Ontology annotation, biological process: cellular response to light stimulus; G protein-coupled receptor signaling pathway; phototransduction.
ACUCCACCAAACAGCAUCGACCGUCGCCUACCACGACGACGGAAAAUUUGCAACGUCUCAUCAUUUCCCUGCACGGCUUCAUUCUCAGAAUCUCAGAAUCCUCCAUCACGUCGACCAACGCCAACGCGAUCGUGAGGGAAGGGCAGAGUAGGCCACACGACUCACCCGGCCCAUCAAACCAUUAUCAUCGUCGUCAUCGCGGUAAACGACAUCUACACGAAAGCUUUUAUUGGCGUGCCGGCCACAAUUUGACCGCUUACCACGGCAAAAACGGAAACAUCCGAAACAACACACAGGAAAUAACAAAAAAGAAAAAAAGAAAGCAACAAGCCAUGAGCUCUUCAACACUGACCAGCAUACUUAUGGCGGCCGUCUCGAUUUUGAGUAUAGUCGCUGCCGGUGAAGCAACUGCCGGUGGAGGAGGAGCUUACGGAGAAACGGACAAAGGUGGCGGAGGAGGACUUCUGGAGGCAACAAGUGCCACCAAUUACGAUGCUGAUUUCAGUGAAAAUGGCACUAAUUUGCUGGCGAUAACUCCAUUAGCACUGAUGUCCAAGCACGGCGGUACUUCCGGUGGGGCAAAACACCAAGAGGAUGUGUCACCGGUUACCCUUUCAACCGAAUGGCCACGGCUGGCUCGAUUGCUCUUGCUGGCCAGUCUCUCCGUUAUCGGGAGCAUCGGCAACGUGUUUAUGAUUUCCUCUGUCAUGAUUGAAGAUCACCUCAAGAAAGCAGGUAACGCAUUCAUAGUGAACAUAGCGCUCGCAGAUUUACUAAUCACUAGCGUAGUGAUGCCAGCGUCCACCAUUGUGCUCCUCGCUGGCAUUGACAAUUCGGACACGGAAGUAUGCAAAUUUCAGUGGUUUCUAGCUGCUUGCUCGUUUUUGGUUAGCAUUUUAACCCUAGCAAUAAUGGCCAUCGAAAACUACCUAAGGCUGUGUACGGCCCAGAAUGAACGAAGCUGGUUUAGCAAAACGAGCGUGACCGUGAUUCUACUGUUAAUCUGGAUCAUCGCAAGUUUAUUCUCCGGGAUGCAGUUCAUGUACGACAUCGACUUUGACUAUUGCGACCAAAAGUCGAAGCACAUAGUGCCGUUGGAAGCCGGGUGGAUUGGUCUUAUGGUGCUGCUUCCGCUGUUGCUAUCAUUACUCACCCACAUCCGAAUCAUCGUUGACGUGAAACGCAACAUGAGCCUACCGAACUUCAAGCCAAGCCUGGCCUACACGUGGGACCUCUCGUUGGUCCGCACCAACUUCUACAGCUUCCUCAUAUUCGUCGUAUUUUGGUUACCAUUCUGUGCCAUCUUGGCGUACGGGACCACCAAAAGUGUAUCGAACCGGGUGUUCUACAACACAGCCUGGAUUGGCCUAUCCAAGUCUUGCUUCCACAAUGUGAUCUACUGUCUGACCAAUCGUCACUUUCGCAGUGCGUACAUUAGCCUGUUCAACUAUUGCUGUUGCAAGACGACGGUGGCCGUAUCGAGACGCCAACGGACCGAUGGCAACCGACCGACGGCGGACGUACGGGUACACAUCAUCCCCGGAUAUAACAUGUACACCAGCCCACAGCGGGCCGGCAACAGCCACGGACACUGGGGAAAGCGUGAGUGCCAUGAAUUAUGAUCGGAAAUGUAGCUAAAUUGAUCGAGAACGAGGAACGGUUUCGAUUAAUUUACGCCGCCGUGAAUUUGAACACAAAACUCUCGUCAGCAGCGGAAAGCCGCGUUUUUCGUUGUUGAUUCAGCACAAAGACAAACAUCAGAAAACAAGCAUUCAACUGAAAUUUGAAACGGGUUUCUGAGUGGCUGCCGUUAGGGACCUAUGUACUAUCCACCAUCGAGCGUCGUCGGGUCGGAUGUUGAUAUGCUUUGGAAAUUGGUUGUGGGGCUUGAUGUUUAACUGGACUGGCAUUAUUAAUUGAUUAACCUGGGAUG